UCCACUGUCAGAACCGUGCAGAUCCAGCAAGGAUAAAAAAUGGCUUCGGAAACAACGCUGUCGAAUCGUGCGUAUUGUAAGUUGAUUAUGCAUGCUGCAAAAUACCCUCAUGCAGCCUUGAAUGGGGUGUUACUUGCAGAAAAGAGGAAACUCAAAGAAAACAAAAUCCUGAGGUUUGUAGAUUGCGUGCCACUGUGUCAUUUGUCGUUGGGUUUAGCGCCGGUCUUGGAAGUGGCCCUUUUCCAGAUUGAUUCUUAUUGCCAAGCCAACGGUCUGAUUAUUGCAGGAUAUUAUCAUGCAAAUGAGCAUCUCAAAGACUUAAAUCCAAGCCCAAUUGCACUGAAGAUCGCGGACAAGAUAUACGACAAUUGCAACGAGGCAUGUUUUUUUAUGAUUGAUAACACCAAGAUGUUUGUGGACUGUGACCAGUGUGUACUCAAACACUACACGGUGCAAGAUAACAAGUGGAAACCAAAGUCAUCAAAUACUCCACUACUGUCCGACGACUGCCUGUCCAUCGCGGCCGAUCUCCUAAGAGAAAAGACCUACCAAGAUCUGGUAGACUUUGACACUCACCUAGACGACAUCAGCAACGACUGGUUGAAUCCUGAAAUUAACACCCACCUCAACUCCUGCACGUAGCGUCAACGGUUUUAAAAAGAAAUUCUGUUGAAAAGUUUUUACACCAGUUACAGAGUGUCAUGGUUCAUAGUUCAGGAUACCAGACUUUAUUCCUUGUGAGUUAUUACUAGGUUUGGGUCUGGUACCCAAUCAGAUGGAUCAUGUUGUUCUUGAGCAGGGCAUUUUACCACAAUUGCUUCUUUCCACUCUGGAUCUGGAGCAAAUAAGGAGUCUGUACCAAUGACAAAAGAUUGCGACCAUGAUUAAAGCCCAUGCUAAGACAGUGUCUGCUCCCAGGCUUCCAGGGAGAACAGUUUGUUGAAAUCUGAUGGGACACUCUGGUUUAAAAUUACAAAAUAUAUAAACAAAGGGGAAUAGACCCAAGACUUGAUGACGCUGUGCUUUGUUUACAUGUGCGCUUUCCUGCAAGAGCCAGGUGGGACGCGUCAUUAGGUCUA
This is a messenger RNA of Patiria miniata (bat star), 1079 nucleotides long. It is a transcript of the gene emc8, whose product is annotated as ER membrane protein complex subunit 8-like. Lineage: Eukaryota; Metazoa; Echinodermata; Asteroidea; Valvatida; Asterinidae. Gene Ontology annotation, cellular component: EMC complex. The transcript is spliced from 5 exons. The record is from RefSeq and is a predicted model, not a curated record. Bases 40 to 642 code for a protein of 200 amino acids.